AUGAGCUUAGCUCCAUAUGCUGACUGCCCACCGAAUUCAUUUCUGUGUCAUACUGGAGAAUGUCUGCCCACGCUGCUGGUACAUCCAUGUGAUGGAAUCGGCCAGUGCCCUGAUGGCAGCGAUGAGUUAGAUUGCCUUACCAGCAUGAGUUACGGAACAGAAGGUUAUCAACCGCCGAAUUCAAAUGUUGCCGUGACGACGGUUUUCCCGACGAUUGCGGCCUGUAUAGUUUUAGUGAUCAGCAUGCUUGUUGGCAUCAAAAAAUGCCGUCAGUGGGAAAUGGAUCGAGUAGUGGAAAUGCGUAAUUUAUUUUUAAUUAGAAUUGCUUCGGUUCUAACUUUUUGA
Soboliphyme baturini is the source of this 345-nucleotide messenger RNA. The record is from the annotation of a GenBank genome assembly. NCBI's taxonomy places the organism in Eukaryota, Metazoa, Nematoda, Enoplea, Dioctophymatida, Soboliphymatidae.